Vitis riparia (riverbank grape) is the source of this 3261-nucleotide messenger RNA. RefSeq names its product receptor-like protein 7. Bases 1 to 3261 code for a protein of 1086 amino acids. The transcript has a single exon. The record is from RefSeq and is a predicted model, not a curated record. Gene Ontology annotation, molecular function: protein binding. NCBI's taxonomy places the organism in Eukaryota, Viridiplantae, Streptophyta, Magnoliopsida, Vitales, Vitaceae.
AUGUCUGGGCUUAGCAGUAUCUCCCAGCUGCUACCAAUGGGAAUUCUACUCUUUUCAUGGAUUUUCUUCUUGCCUUUAUGCUCAAGCUUUUUUGGUAUGUAUGUUGCUUUGGUGUCCGGCGAGUGUCUGGGUGAUGGGAGGGUAUGCCUGGAAGAUGAGAGGAUGUUGUUGCUGCAACUGAAGAGCACCCUCAAAUUCAAUGCUGCUGCAUCUAAUAAACUUGUUUCCUGGAGUCAAAGCGCCGACUGCUGUUCUUGGGGUGGUGUAACCUGGGAUGCCACUGGUCAUGUUGUCGCUCUUGAUCUCAGUAGCGAAUUCAUUUCUGGUGGAUUCAACAGCUCCAGUAGCAUUUUCAGUCUACAGUAUCUGCAGAGCUUGAAUUUGGCUAACAACAACUUCUACUCUUCUCAAAUUCCAUCUGGAUUCCACAAGCUUGGUAAUUUGACUUACCUCAAUCUGUCUGAAGCUGGUUUUUCUGGGCAGAUCCCGAUCGAGAUUUCCCGCUUGACAAGGUUGGUUACUAUUGAUUUCUCUGUCCUUUACUUCCCUGAAGUUCCUACGCUGAAACUUGAGAAUCCAAAUCUGAGAAUGCUGGUUCAGAACCUGACACAGCUCAGAGAACUCUAUCUUAGUGGUGUAAACAUAUCGGCACAAGGGAAGGAAUGGUGCCAGGCAUUAUCAUCUUCAGUGCCUAAUCUCCAAGUGCUGAGCUUGCCAAGCUGUUAUCUUUCCGGUCCUCUUGAUUCUUCUCUGCAGAAGCUUCGGUGUCUCUCAGGCAUUCUCCUUGACGGUAACAACUUCUCUGCUCCUGUUCCAGAAUUCCUAGCCAAUUUCUCGAAUUUGACUCAAUUGCGGCUCAGUACUUGUGGAUUAUAUGGAACAUUUCCAGAAAAGAUAUUUCAGGUACCAACCCUCCAGAUUCUUGAUUUGUCAAACAACAAGUUACUCCAGGGGUCUGUGCCGGAAUUCCCUCAGAAUGGAUCUCUAGGAACCUUGGUGCUCUCGGACACAAAAUUUUCAGAGAAAGUACCUAACUCCAUCGGCAAUCUCAAGAGGUUGACUAGAAUAGACCUUGCAGGUUGUGAUUUCAGUGGAGCAAUCCCAAACUCGAUGGCAGACCUUACAUUACUGGUUUACUUGGACUUCUCUAAUAACAAGUUUUCCGGUCCAAUCCCACCUUUUAUUUUGUUCAAGAAUCUGACCCGAUUAGACUUUUCUCAUUAUUUAACAGGUGGAAUUCCUUCCUCUCACUGGGAUGGCCUUGUGAAUCUAGUGACUCUUGACCUACGUAACAAUUCACUGAAUGGAAGUCUCCCCAAGCUCCUGUUUUCCCUCCCAUCACUGAAGAAGAUAAUACUGAGCAACAACCAAUUUUCUGGUCCCUUAAGUGAAUUUAGAGUUGUGCCUUUUUCUGUAUUGGACACCCUUGAUUUGAGUAGCAACAAUCUGGAAGGACCAAUACCUGUAUCCCUCUUUGAUCUCCAGCAUCUUAACAUCCUUGACCUUUCUUCCAACAAAUUCAAUGGCACUGUUGAACUAAGCAGCUUUCAGAAACUUAGGAAUCUUACCACUCUUUGUCUUUCGUACAACAACUUGUCCAUCAAUGCAAGUGUUCGUAAUCCCACUUCACUCCUACUGCCGAAUCUAACCACCUUGAAAUUGGCUUCUUGCAGGCUCAGAUCAUUACCUGAUCUUAGCACCCAGUCAAGAUUGGCAUAUUUAGACCUUUCCGAUAACCAAAUUCGCGGCAACAUCCCUAAUUGGAUUUGGAAGAUUGGUAAGGGCUCUCUUUUCCAUUUGAAUCUCUCCCAUAACUCACUGGAGGAUCUGCAAGAACCUUUCCCUAAUCUUCCUCCUUAUUUGUAUACCCUUGACCUACAUUCCAACCUGCUCCGUGGACGAAUCCCCACUCCACCCCAAUUUUCCAGCUAUGUGGAUUACUCAAACAACAGCUUCAUCUCUUCCAUCCCUGAAGAUAUUGGCUCUUACAUUUCCAACGUUAUUUUCUUCUCUCUUUCAAAGAAUAACAUCUCUGGAAUAAUUCCAGAAUCAAUCUGCAAUGCAACUAACUUCCAAGUUCUUGACUUGUCUGACAACGCUUUGAGUGGUGAAAUACCUUCAUGUUUGAUUGAGAAUGAGGCUCUUGCGGUUCUGAAUCUACGGAGAAACAUGUUCAGCGGGACUAUAUCUGGGAAUUUUCCUGGCAACUGUGUUUUACGCACUCUAGAUCUCAAUGGGAAUCUUUUAGAAGGGACAAUUCCAGAAUCUGUAGCCAAUUGCAAAGAGCUAGAGGUUUUAAACCUCGGGAAUAAUCACAUAGAUGAUAACUUCCCUUGCUGGUUGAAGAACAUGAGCAGUUUGCGUGUGCUUGUUCUGCGAGCCAACAGAUUCCAUGGACCCAUUGGAUGUCCAAAUAGCAAUUCCACCUGGCCAAUGCUUCAAAUCGUUGACCUAGCUUACAACAAUUUUAGUGGUAAAUUGCCGGCAAAAGGCUUCUUAACCUGGAAAGCAAUGAUGGCUAGUGAAGAUGAAGUCCAAUCAAAGCUAAAUCACAUGCAAUUUAAGAUCCAAUUCAGUGAAUUGUAUUAUCAGGACGCUGUAACAGUCACCAGCAAAGGUCAAGAAAUGAAGCUUGUGAAGGUCCUAACUCUCUUCUUCACUUCCAUUGACUUCUCCUUCAACAAAUUUGAAGGCCAGAUACCAGAUGAGAUGGGAAACUUCAUAUCACUAUAUGUCCUCAACUUAUCUGGUAAUGGUUUCACAGGCCAAAUCCCAUCAUCAAUGGGGCAGCUGAGACAGCUCGAGUCAUUAGACCUCUCACGCAACCAUCUGAGUGGGAAGAUCCCCACAGAGCUUGUGAGCCUAACUUUCCUUUCAGUCCUGGACCUCUCCUUCAAUCAGUUAGUGGGGGCAAUCCCAAGCGGUAAUCAAUUUCAAACAUUUUCAGAAGCUUCUUUCCAAGUGAACAAAGGAUUGUGUGGGCUACCUUUGAAUGUAACUUGCGAAGAGGAUGCACCACCACCGACAUUUGAUGACAGGCACUCAGCUUCCCGUAUGGAGAUUAAGUGGGAAUACAUAGCUCCUGAAAUUGGAUUUGUGACAGGAUUGGGAAUCGUGAUUUGGCCUCUAUUGUUUUGCAGGAGAUGGAGGCAAUGCUACUACAAACGUGUUGAUAGAAUUCUUUCAAGGAUUCUCCAUCACCAAGACCAAAGAGCAAGUGGUGGAAGAAGAGCUCACAGAAUUCGGAGGCGGAGAAUGUAG